AUGCAAAAUGGUUCAAAAUUAACAGGACAAGUGAUAGGAGUAGAAUUACUCCUAUUUCGGAGGGUCGUUAAUAUUGGUUUAUACGCUUUUAGUGCGAAAUUUGAUCUUGUUUUGGUACUUAAUGGUAUGUUUGAGUAUUUCAGGUUUUCUUCUUCUAGUAAUCAGAAUGCACAAGGCCAGAAUAACAAUGGGCAGAGGGCGCCGACUUUGAUGGAAUUCUUUCAGCCAAAUGUGGGCAACACGACUCAUGGUCAUUUUGCUCAUCCUGUGCUUACACCUCACUAUGAAAUCAAAACAAGUUUCAUCCAGCUCUUAGAGGCUCGUUGUCAGUUCUAUGGUCUGCCUUCGGAAGACCCGAAUGCACAUCUGGCAAAUUUUUUUGAGGUGUGCAGUACCUUCAAGAUCAGUAACAUGACUAAAGAUGAAGUAUGGUUGCGCCUAUUCCCAUUUUCUCUGAGGGAUAAGGCGAAGCAAUGGAUUCAUGCGUUGCCCAGAGCAGGGGUGAACACUUGGGCAGAUUUGGCAAAAGCUUUCAUGCACAAAUAUUUCUCCAUGGCAAAGACUGCGAAGUUGACAAGGGAUAUUAUGCUCUAUCAACAACAUGAUGGAGAAUCGAUACAUGAAGCUUGGGAGCGCUACAAGGAGAUGCAGAGGAAAGUUCCCCAUCAUCACAUCACCAGAGAAAAUCUGAUCCAGAACUUUUACAAUGGAUCCACUGAGUUGGGUAGAAGCGCUAUAGAUGUAGCUGCAGGCGGAUCACUGAUGAGGAAAACAACUGAUGAAGCCUUCGCUUUAUUAGAUGAGAUGGCCAUGAAUGGGUGUACUUGGCCGAAUGAAAGGGCAAGAGUACCAGCGCAGAAAGGAGUAAUGGCAGUCACCGCUGAUCCGGCUGUGGAGAAUCUGAAAGCAAAGAAUGCUGCAUUGCAGGCUCAGGUGGAUAUUCUUAUGAGGCAAACUGCAGGGAUGAACAUGGGAAAUGUGGCUGCAAUUCAAAGUAGCUGUGAAGUAUGUGGAGAUCCUACUCAUGUGUCAAGUGAAUGCUAUGUGAUGGGACAAGCUUUUAAUGAGCAGGUCAAUUUCGUGGGAGGACAGAGACAGGGUAAUGACCCAUAUGCUGCUACUUACAACCCAGGCUGGAGGAAUCACCCGAACUUCUCAUGGAAGGAUAAUGGGAGUAAUGCCAACAAUCAGGCAGGUCCAAGUUUCCAAGGAGGACAGAGGCCACCACAUCCACCUGGCUUCCAGCAGAGAGAGCAGGGCGAAUCUCUCCAUAGCAAGUUUGACAAGAUGAUGGAGAUGAUGAUGAAGAAGGACGCUGAGACGCAGCAGACAUUUAAAAAUCAUGCUGCCACCAUCCAUAAUCUUGAGGUGCAGAAUCAGCAGAUGGCUAAAGCUCUGCAAAGCAGAAGUCAGGGGGGUUUACCAUCCACUACUGAGGAAAACCCCAGAGAGCAUCUCAAGGCUAUUGAGUUGAGAAGUGGGAAAGCGCUGGAUGAUCCAUACGCAGGACGUGCGACAGUUGAGGCAGAAAAGGAUCAGUGUGAGGGUGGCGAGCCUGAAAAGGUAGUUGAUAAACCACCUCCACCACCUCCUUUUGUGCCAAAGGUGCCAUUCCCACACAGAGUGAAGAAGCCGCAGGACACUUGGAAGUUUCACAAAUUUCUUGAAACUUUCAAGAAGCUACAGAUUAAUAUCAGUCUGGCAGACGCAUUGAGAGAGAUGCCGCACUAUGCAAAGUUUCUCAAGGAGAUCAUCACCAACAAGCGGAGUUGGGAUGCGGAGGGACCGGUACCUAUGACAGAAAACUGCAGCUCAAUCAUAUUGAGCAGUCUACCGACCAAGCUUAAGGAUCCAGGGAGUUUCACUAUCCCUUGUACUAUCGGUAACAUGCAAUCUGUUAAUUGCCUUUGCGAUUUAGGUGCUAGUAUUAAUUUGAUGCCUGAUAGGAGUAAAAUACUCCUAUAUUACGAGAUAAACGAAGCGUAUGUGAAGGGUUUUGAGUCCAAAAGAGCAAAGAAUCGAUGA
Molecule: messenger RNA, 2025 nt
Organism: Mercurialis annua (annual mercury)
Lineage: Eukaryota; Viridiplantae; Streptophyta; Magnoliopsida; Malpighiales; Euphorbiaceae
Exons: 4
Coding region: 1-2025 (674 amino acids)
Source: RefSeq, a predicted model, not a curated record